Molecule: messenger RNA, 1919 nt
Organism: Drosophila rhopaloa
Lineage: Eukaryota; Metazoa; Arthropoda; Insecta; Diptera; Drosophilidae
Gene: Six4
Product: homeobox protein SIX6
Exons: 4
Coding region: 547-1725 (392 amino acids)
Biological process (GO): regulation of transcription by RNA polymerase II
Cellular component (GO): transcription regulator complex; nucleus
Molecular function (GO): DNA-binding transcription factor activity, RNA polymerase II-specific; RNA polymerase II cis-regulatory region sequence-specific DNA binding
Source: RefSeq, a predicted model, not a curated record
CGCGUCAAGUCACAAGGAAAAACCGGUCCCGAAAUAUAUAUUAAUAAAUAAAAUAAUUAAAAGUUCCUGGGAGAUCAAAAAAAAAGAUUGAUUUGUGUGCAAAGAAAUUUUAAAAUAAGAGGAUAUCAAUACAAAAUAAUAUAUUGAUAAUUAUCCAUAACAAAUAGUUAUAAAAUUCAACAAAAUUCAAAAUAACGAAUAAUUAACUUAAUUCUUAAAUUAAGGGAUUUAACAUUAGACCCUAAAGUCAAUUGGAAAUCUUUUUAAGAAAAAUUUAGAUUUCUCGGUGUUUUAAAAAUAAAUUGAUGUGAUAAAAUAUCAAGUUACUUUGUGAAAAAAUCGAAAAACUUAAACAUCCAAGUGCCAAAACAUAUAGUAUUCGUUUCAAAAUACUAAUUAACAAAAUAAGAAUAACUAAUUCAAAAAAUUAGUUAAAAUCAUGAAUUGAAAUUCAGAAAAUUGGUAAACCACCAAAAAGCUUUCAUAAAUUGCAUUUUAUAACAACUCAAACGCAAACUGAACUUUGUUCAGAAAAAUAGCAGAAUUAUGUUUGACAAGAACAUGGAUGCCAAUAAUUUAUCGGUGUCCAUCAGCGGGGACUUGGACUCCACAAGUUCCGGCGGCACUUCCUCGGAUCACUCGGCUGUCCAACAGGACAACCUUAGUUCGCCGAUGGCCUACGGAUCACUCUUCCUUCCAAACGCUGGUUAUCGAGGAAACCUCUCGUGCAAAACAGUACUCCAAUUAGAUAAAUUUGCACCCUAUGAGGGGGCGGAAAAGGAUCACCUGCUGGAGCGACGCUUCCAGGACAUUACCAACGACUAUGAUAAGUCACCGCCGCCCACCGCCUCGACCACGCCCACCCACUAUCCCAGUUUGAAUAGCAUUAUAUUCGAGAAUGGCAGUGGGGGCAAUCUGGGGGAUCUCAAUGGGAACACGAAGACGGAUUCCCUAUGCGGCUUGCAGAGGAGUGGCGGUGGAUUGGGUGGUAAUCCUGGGAACGGUGGUCACCUCAUCUCCAAUCUCACGUCCGCCCACAAUAUGUCCGCUGUGGGCAGCUUUCCCAUCGACGCCAAAAUGCUGCAGUUCUCCACGGAUCAGAUCCAGUGCAUGUGCGAGGCCCUGCAGCAGAAGGGCGACAUCGAGAAGCUGACCACGUUCCUCUGCAGCCUGCCACCCAGCGAAUUCUUCAAGACCAACGAGAGUGUCCUGCGGGCCCGUGCCAUGGUGGCCUACAACCUGGGCCAGUUCCACGAGCUGUACAACCUGCUGGAGACGCACUGCUUCUCGAUCAAAUACCACGUGGAUCUGCAGAACCUCUGGUUCAAGGCCCACUACAAGGAGGCCGAGAAGGUGCGCGGUCGUCCACUCGGAGCGGUGGACAAGUACCGCCUGCGGAAAAAGUACCCCCUGCCCAAGACGAUCUGGGAUGGCGAGGAGACGGUCUACUGCUUCAAGGAGAAGUCGCGGAACGCGCUCAAGGACUGCUAUCUCACCAAUCGCUAUCCCACGCCCGACGAGAAGAAGACGCUGGCCAAGAAGACCGGCCUGACGCUCACCCAGGUCUCCAACUGGUUCAAGAACCGCCGCCAGCGGGAUCGCACGCCCCAGCAGAGACCUGAUAUUAUGUCGGUGCUGCCUGUGGGCCAAUUGGAUGGAAAUGGCUUCCCGCGCAUGUUCAAUGCUCCAAGCUAUUAUCCCGAAACGAUUUUCAAUGGGCAAUAAACUUCGAUCCAUGCGGGGCUGUUUUUUUGUGUAAAUAAAGCGUAAUGCGUUUUUAUGUUAGGACAAAAACAAAUGGAUAACUGGUCAUCUAAUGACACAUCUUCGUUAGCUUUAGAAUAAAUUAAUGUUUGCUUUAUGUAUUGUACAAUAAUAAUAAACAAAUGGUAGUAGAUCAAUAAAUUCGAAUUACUAAG